Pygocentrus nattereri (red-bellied piranha) is the source of this 1982-nucleotide messenger RNA. Its product is annotated as L-selectin-like. Gene Ontology annotation, biological process: negative regulation of complement activation, classical pathway; cell adhesion. Lineage: Eukaryota; Metazoa; Chordata; Actinopteri; Characiformes; Serrasalmidae. Bases 24 to 1637 code for a protein of 537 amino acids. The record is from RefSeq and is a predicted model, not a curated record. Gene Ontology annotation, cellular component: membrane. The transcript has 12 exons.
AGGAAAAAUAGGCAUGAGCCAGGAUGGAGGUGGAGCACUUAUUUAAACACAGCAUCACAGCAGCUCUGAGCUCAGAACCAGAAAGUUCUCUGACUGAGAUGCAUCACCUGUAUUCUGAUAUAUUAAACACAGAUGAAAGGAUUACAUCGCUGACAAUGGACUUUGACAAGACUCACAGAUCAAUGUUCUCCUUUAUCCUCCUCUUUUUAAUGUUAUCUCAUUGGACCCCAGUAGCAGGCUGGUCCUACCAUUACUCUAACACCACCAUGAACUGGAAUACUGCUCGUCAGUGGUGUAGGGACCGCUUCACGGACAUGGUGGCCAUCCAGAACCACGGCGAAAUCGACCACCUCAACACCAUCCUUCCCCGAGUAAGCGGAUACUACUGGAUCGGCCUCCGCAAGAUCAACAACAGCUGGACCUGGGUGGGCACUAACAAGAAGCUGACGGAAGAGGCCAAGAACUGGGCCAAAGGGGAGCCCAAUAACGGACGGAACAACGAAGACUGUGUGGAGAUCUACAUUAAGAGGGAAAAGGAUGAGGGCAAAUGGAACGAUGAGUCCUGCAGAAAGAGGAAGACUGCACUUUGCUACACUGCAUCCUGCAAGAAAGACUCUUGCAGCCACCAUGGAGAAUGUGUGGAGACCAUCAACAACCACACGUGUGAAUGCUUUGAGGGCUUCUAUGGAGAAGAGUGUGAGCACGUUGUGAAAUGCCAAGCAGAGGAAAUAUCUGCUCCUGAUCACGGCAGCGUCUACUGCAUCCAACCUAAUGGCAAUUUCUCGUACGAUUCUCAGUGCGAGUACACCUGCAAUGAGGGCUACCAGGUCGUCGGCUCACAAACAACACGGUGCGAAGCCUCAGCAGCUUGGUCAACCAAACCACCGACCUGUGAACUCGUCCAGUGCUCUGAUCUGACUGAGCCUCUUCAUGGCACCAUGCAGUGUGAUCAUCUGCUUGGAAGCUUCAGCUAUCAGUCCUCCUGUGAGUUUAGCUGUGAGGAAGGAUACACACUAACAGGCUCAAGCUCCAGCAAGCUGAUGUGUGAAGCCAGUGGGCACUGGAACGAUUUUCAGCCCAUCUGCACAGCUGUUCACUGCUCAACUCUUGAGGACCCUGCAAACGGCAGAAUCAUCUGCAGUGGUGAAAGUUUUGCCAGCAGCUGCAACUUCAGCUGUAAUGAUGGGUUCCACCUUCAUGGGGCGCCAGAAAUUACCUGCACUGAGUCUGCAGAGUGGAGCCAGGAGAAACCUGACUGUGAAGCAGUGACAUGUCCGUACCUCCAGAAGCCGGACAAUGGCCUCAUGAACUGUUCCUCUGAGGAGGCCACCGUCGGGACUUCCUGUUCCUUCAGCUGUUUAGAUGGCUACAUUCUUCUCGGCGAUGAGGUGGUGACGUGUAACUUCACCGGCGACUGGUCUGGAGCAGCAGCUGAGUGUCAAGCUCCUCCUGAGCCCCAGUUGAGCCCACCCUUGGUGACCGGCCUGACCGUAGCAGGAGGUGUUAGUUUGUCCAGCCUCGCUCUGGCUCUCUGCAUAAUGAAGAAACUCAGGCAGAAAGCUGAAAAGUUUGACCUAAGUAAAUCAGACAUUGACAUGCCUCCCCAGGUAUACAAGAGCAUCGACAGUCUAAUAUAGAGAAACAUGACUACAUACUGUCUCUAAAGGGCUCUACCUGCAUUGACCUGGUCAGUCCUGCGUGGACGUUCCUCUUCAGAGUGAAUGAAGAAAUGAACAACAGAGUGAACACAUUGAGGUUGAUCCUUGAUCCUCUGUACUACAUUUGAAUGAUUGGACUGGACAGGACGUCACUGAUUAUUUAAAAUUCUUCUUCCUAAUGGAAGUUUUUCUUAAUGUAUUGAACAUAUUGUUCUGUGUUGUUUGCAGACUUUUGAAUCUUGAAAAUAGAUGUGUGAUAUUGUCUGUAUUUUAAAAUUUUGUAUUUAAGACUUUUAUGUUUCUGAAUAGAUUUUCUACAAUUUA